Molecule: messenger RNA, 1115 nt
Organism: Vombatus ursinus (common wombat)
Lineage: Eukaryota; Metazoa; Chordata; Mammalia; Diprotodontia; Vombatidae
Gene: PSPH
Product: phosphoserine phosphatase
Exons: 7
Coding region: 362-1039 (225 amino acids)
Biological process (GO): L-serine biosynthetic process; dephosphorylation
Cellular component (GO): cytoplasm
Molecular function (GO): L-phosphoserine phosphatase activity; magnesium ion binding
Source: RefSeq, a predicted model, not a curated record
UCAGAGCAGCGAGGUCCUGGAGGCUUUAGUUUAGGGAGGCAUUAUGGAAAAAUCCCCCAAGCUUGCUCAGCAGAUCUGAAAUGAGCAUUUAUUAAAGUCGGCUUUCUCCCAGGAGGGUCAUCUUCGGAUCCCCAGCAUGUGACUGGAAGCCCAGACUGAACCUUCGUUCCUCUGCAGCCUGAAGGAUUCCUGUAGGGGCUUCUGUACUCUACUGUACUUGUGUUUAGAGAACUCAGGAGGUCUUUUGUAGAGACGUUUGGAGUUGGAAUUCCGAUACCCCCUUCUCUUUCAAAGAAGGAGCUAGCCGUGGAGAGCAGACCGUUUAGAAUUCAGCAGUGGAGAAACGAGAAUUCUUUGAAUCAUGGUCUCCCACUCAGAGCUGAGGGAAAUUUUCCGCUCUGCCGACGCUGUCUGCUUCGAUGUUGACAGUACGGUCAUCAGAGAAGAAGGAAUCGACGAGCUGGCCAAGUUCUGCGGCGUUGGGGAUGCUGUGUCAGAAAUGACUCGCAGAGCUAUGGGCGGCGCGGUGACUUUCAAGGCCGCCUUGACAGAGCGAUUAGCACUGAUCCAGCCCUCCAGAGAACAGGUGCAGAAACUCCUAUCAGACCACCCUCCACACCUCACGCCCGGGAUAAGGGAGCUGGUGAGCUGCUUACAGCAGCGAAACGUUCAGGUCUUCCUAAUAUCUGGCGGGUUUAGGAGCAUCGUAGAACAUGUCGCUUCAAAGCUCAAUAUUCCAGUCACCAAUGUCUUUGCUAAUAGGUUGAAGUUCUUUUUCAAUGGUGAGUACGCUGGUUUUGAUGAGAGCCAGCCAACUGCUGAGUCUGGAGGGAAAGGCAAGGUGAUUGCACUCCUGAAGGAACGGUUCCAUUUUAAGAAAAUUGUCAUGAUUGGGGAUGGAGCUACUGACAUGGAAGCUUGUCCUCCUGCUGAUAUUUUCAUUGGCUUCGGGGGAAAUGUGACUAGGCAACAAGUGAAGGACAACGCCAAGUGGUACAUCACUGACUUUGGGGAGCUUCUUCAAGAACUGGAAAAGUGAUGUCGAAUUUGAAUCAUAUGAAAUAUAUACAUAUAUAUUUUAUUAGCAGUUCCAGAUUAAUUAAAAAGAACACUUA